GCUCGAGAUGGUUAUCGGCGGCGUGCCGAGGCUUCCGGCAACACGUUGACAUUGUCCACAUCCUCCGAGCGUAUACAUAGCUCAUCUCACACCCUCGCCACGUCCCCCCCACCUCUCCCCGGCCACCGCAAUGCUCGAAAACAUCUACAUCGCGCGACACGGCUACCGCGCCGACUUUGAGGACAGCAGCGUCCUGACGAGCGUGACGGGCAUGUUCAAGGACCCUCCGCUUGCCGAGUCUGGCCUCAAGCAGGCCGACGAGCUCGCGACGUUCCUCUCCCGCCCGCCCGCUCCCCUCCCCACACCCGACGCGCUCUUCUCCAGCCCGUUCCAUCGCACCAUGCAGACCAUCCAGCCGCUCGCGCUCGCGCUGGAGCAGGACGUCAGCCUCGAGCACGGCGCGGGGGAGUGGUUCUCGCCCGCGGCCCCGGGCUCCGGCCUGCUCCCACGCCCUGCCGGCCCCUCGACGCUGCAGGACCACUUCGACAUGAAACUCGCCGACUACGACGCGACAUACUUCCCCAAACGGGAGGGCGAGAAGCUCGACGACCUGACAGAACGCAUCGAUACUUUCCUGUCCGCGUUCGUGCGCCGCGUCGAGGCUGAGCGGCCAGACGUGCGCACGCUGCUGAUUGUCUCUCACGCCGCGGUGGUGGUACAGGUCGGGCGCGCCCUGACGGGCGACUACGCGCUCGACUUCCCCGCCGCGACGGCCAGCUUGUCGCUUUACCGCCGCAAAGGGCUCUCGAGCCUGUCGGCUGCGCGCGCACAUGGCGGCGUGAGAGGCGAGCUGUUUGGCCCCGGCAAGCCGGUGCUCGGGGACUGGGAGGUCGUGUUUAAGAACAGCGUCGAGCAUCUCUCCGGCGGCGUGCAGCACUCGUGGGGCUUUGCCGACCUCAACCUCUUGCCCAAUGGCGACGUUGUCUUCGACGCUGGCGACGGCAAGCCUUUCACCGACGCCGACUUGCUGCCCGUCGGUCUCGCCGAGGAGUUUAAGGCGUAUGUCAAGUAGAGUAGACUAGCGCAUAGAAUGGACAAUGUGCAGCGUGGACCUUGUCGCUGACCUCUCCUACUACGAAGGCUCCUAACCGACUUUGGUUACCGCUUUUGAUGCCAAGCCAACGGUAUUAUCUGAUCUCGUCGGCGUCGCCAGGUGCUGUGCACGAUCUCCCCCAAAUGAAC
This is a messenger RNA of Vanrija pseudolonga, 1182 nucleotides long. RefSeq lists its product with no specific name. The coding region runs from base 131 to 1012 and encodes 293 amino acids. The record is from RefSeq and is a predicted model, not a curated record. The transcript is spliced from 6 exons. NCBI's taxonomy places the organism in Eukaryota, Fungi, Basidiomycota, Tremellomycetes, Trichosporonales, Trichosporonaceae.